Messenger RNA from Microbotryum saponariae, 1611 nucleotides. Lineage: Eukaryota; Fungi; Basidiomycota; Microbotryomycetes; Microbotryales; Microbotryaceae. The record is from the annotation of a GenBank genome assembly.
AUGCCCCCUCCUUCGCUUUCCUACGCCUCUCGCUCUUCCACGACGGGGUACGACCCCACGACCCUUUCCGAUGACGAGGACGACGCCUCCUCGACGACAACCUCGACGUCCCAGUCCUUCAGGGCAUCCGGAAUAAGUUACGAUGUCGUCCUCGGUUUUGCCGAUGGUCCGAUCGCUUCGACGUCCUCGGUCGAGCUCGAGGAUUGGAAAAUUUCUAGAAUAGGGGGCGAGCCAGUGCGUCCCCUUUUUGCUGCCUUGUCGUAUCUCUUCCACACGUUCCUACCCUGUUCUUUGUCAAUAUUAUGCAUUCCCCACAAAGUGGAGGCCGUAAUUUGGAGAUCUGACCUUUCAACCUCUCCGUGUGCCCACGUGAUCAAACAGACUUUCCCACCUCUCGGUUCGGCCCCUCCGACCUCUUCGACGCUUUGCCCAAGCUGCAACCGUCUGAUGCGUCUCGUUACGCAAAUAUACUGCCCACUCGAAACGUCCCUCUACGAAAGGGUCGUCUACCUCUUCGGGUGUUCGAACAAGACCUGUCGAGGGAAAGCGACGAGCUUGAGGGCAUGGAGAGCUUUGAGUAAAUGGGUUGAUCCGGAGGAGGUGAAGAGGAAGAAGAGGGAGGAGGAGGAUCAAGUCAGGAAGGGAACGGAGGUCAAGGUCGAUCUGGGGAGUUUGAUAUUUGGUGGCGCCGGUGGAGAAGGGGCGACGAAGGCGUUCAAUCCUUUUGCUGCGCGUUCAAACUCGGCUUCACAUCCUUUCGCUCCUGCGGCGUCGACAUCUACGAAGCCUGUGCACGAUGCUCCUCCGACGAAUCUAGACCCUACCUCGCCUACUGAAACGCCCACCUUUCGUACCUGGCCUGGUCAUCCUUCGAUCGCUGCCCAGUAUCUCGCCACAUCCUACGAGCCGACCCCUUCCACCUCGGCAACAAAAUCGACUCGGCAGCUCGAAUCGACCUUGUCCAACCUAUCGCUCAGGGAUGGCGAUGCAAGGACUUCCCAGCAUCGAGAAGGAAAAUCGGCCGGUGGCCGAACCAAGAAAGGCGCGUUUUCUGCGAGUGCCUCGAGUCGAUCGACAGGGGGUGCGGAAGGGGAAGCUUACGAGGUGCAAAAGAUCAAAGGGGUUGAUGAGGUCUUCCUGAGAUUUCAAGAACGUGUGGCAAGGGAACCUGAACAAGUCAUUAGGUACGUUGGGUGGGGUAGGCACUUAAGCCCUGGUACACCGAUCGAGAGAUCCUCUGUGUUGACACGACCCUCGCUUUCGCAUAGGUACGAAUUCGCAGGUGAACCUCUACCCUUUUCCGCCAAGUCGGCACCCUACCAAAAGAUCUACCAACCCUCCUCCGAUGGGAUCGGGAUCUACUCCUCUCGUCGAGUCCCGGUUUGUAAGACUUGCAAAUCUCCCAGCGCGUUCGAAUACCAAGCGAUGCCGAACCUUGUGAACAUCCUCAAUAAAGCCUCUCGGGGACGACCGAACGAAGGAGAGGAAGAAGAGGAGGACUCGUUCGAUUGGGCUUCGGUGUGGGUUUUUACUUGUGCGUAUGAGUGCGUGAACGAACAGAGUCAACAAGCUUGGCGGGAGGAUAUCAUUCUUAUCGAAUGGGAGGAGUGA